GUCGCCAAUACACGCGCAUCCUCCCCAACAGACCCAAGAAGCUUAAACAGAGUUAAGAUGGCGGCAUGUGGAUGAGGAGGUUGUAUAUUUCUGCUCUUCGGUUGCCUUCGGCGAAGAAAACACACAUUCUCAAAACUAACCCCUAAAGAAAAGAGAAAAGCCCCCCACAAAAUCAUUUCCCCGGGACCGAGCCCAUGACGUCCAUUCACUUCGUGGUUCACCCGUUACCCGGGACCGAAGACCAGCUAAAUGACAGUCACUUUAUGCAUCAAAAGGAUGGACGUAUCUGCAGGAUAAACUUUGCAGUCCAGCCCGACCGACUGGAGCUCGGCAAGCCCGAUGGCAAUGAUGGUUCAAAGUUGAGCAGUGUCUCAGGGGCAGGAAGGAGCUCCAGGCCAGGCAGGACUAGUGAUCCGCCCUGGUUCCUGUCUGGUUCUGAUACACUGGGCAGACUGGCAGGCAACACCCUUGGGAGCCGCUGGAGUUCAGGAGUAAAUGGUGGCAGCAGUGGAGGUGGAGCCAGCAGUGGUGGAGGCGCAGGAGGAGGCAGCGGGAGUGGAGGGGGUGCUGGAGGAGGCGCUGGAGGAGGAGGAUCUUCAGGCCGGUCCUCCACAGCAGCCCGUGAUUCACGCAGACAGACCCGCGUGAUCCGCACUGGCAGAGAUCGAGGCUCCGGCCUGCUGGGCAGUCAGCCACAGCCCGUAAUUCCAGCCUCUGUCAUCCCAGAGGAGCUCAUCUCUCAGGCCCAGGUGGUUCUUCAGGGAAAGUCCAGGAGUGUCAUCAUUCGAGAGCUGCAGCGCACAAACCUUGACGUGAACUUGGCUGUAAACAACCUGCUGAGCAGAGACGACGAGGACGGAGAUGAUGGAGACGACACGGCCAGCGAGUCCUACUUACCUGGAGAAGACUUGAUGUCACUGCUAGAUGCGGACAUUCACUCUGCGCACCCCAGCGUGAUCAUUGACGCGGACGCCAUGUUCUCUGAGGACAUCAGCUACUUCGGCUACCCCUCUUUCCGACGCUCUUCCUUGUCUCGUCUCGGCUCUUCACGAGUUCUCCUUCUCCCCCUAGAGCGAGACUCUGAAUUGCUCCGUGAGCGGGAGUCGGUCCUGAGGCUGCGCGAGAGGAGGUGGCUGGAUGGAGCCUCCUUCGAUGCGGAGCGUGGCUCCACCAGCCGUGAGGGAGAGCCCAGCCUUGACAAGAAGAGCGUGCCGCUGCAGAGCCCUGUCACUCUGGGCGAAGAGCUCCAGUGGUGGCCUGAUAAGGACUACGUAACAAAGUUUGUCAGCAUUGGGGCUUUGUACUCUGAGAUGGUUGCCGUCAGUACCAAAGGUGAACUGUACCAGUGGAAGUGGAAUGAGCCUGAACCUUACAGAAACGCACAAAAUCCUUCUAUACAUCACCCUCGUGUCCCUUUCCUGGGCUUGACCAAUGAAAAGAUCACCCACCUGUCUGCCAACAGUAUCCGAGCCACUGUGGCCACCGAAAGUAACAAGGUGGCGACAUGGGUGGAUGAAACUCUGAGCACUGUUGCUGCUAAACUAGAACAUGGUGCACAAAUGUUCCCGGAGCUGCAGGGAGAGCGUAUCAUCUCUCUGCACUGCUGUGCCCUGUACACCUGCGCCCAGCUGGAGAGCAGCCUUUACUGGUGGGGUGUUGUGCCUUUUAGUCAGCGGAAAAAGAUGCUUGAAAAGGCCAGAGCCAAGAACAAGAAGCCAAAGUCCAGUGCAGGCAUCUCUUCUAUACCCAACAUCACAGUAGGAACUCAGGUGUGCCUGAGGAAUAACCCUCUAUAUCACGCUGGUGCCGUGGCCUUCUCCGUAAACGCCGGGAUCCCUAAAGUGGGCGUUCUGCUGGAGUCUGUGUGGAACAUGAACGACAGCUGCCGCUUCCAGCUCCGCUCGCCCGAGAGCCUGAAGAACAUGGAGAAGAACACCAAGACACAGGAGAUCAAAACGGAGAGCAAGCCAGAGCUGGUGAAGACUGAAAUGGGCCCUCCGCCCUCACCAGCGUCCACAUGCAGUGACACUUCCUCCAUCGCCAGCAGUGCUUCUCUGCCCUACAAGCGAAGGCGCUCAACGCCGGCUCCAAAGGAGGAGGAGAAAGUCAAUGAGGAGCAGUGGCCUCUACGAGAGGUCGUUUUCGUGGAGGACGUUAAAAACGUCCCCGUGGGAAAGGUGCUAAAAGUCGAUGGUGCAUAUGUUGCUGUGAAAUUUCCAGGGACGUCGAGCAGCCAGAGCGCAGCUCCCACUGACUCUGACCCCUCCUCACUGCUGCAAGACUGUCGACUUCUCAGAAUAGAUGAGCUACAGGUUGUUAAAACUGGUGGAACGCCAAAAGUUCCAGACUGUUUUCAGCGCACUCCUAAAAAACUUUGUAUCCCAGAAAAAGCUGAAAUUUUAGCUGUGAAUGUUGACUCCAAAGGAGUUCAUGCUGUGUUGAAAACAGGCAGCUGGGUACGGUACUGUGUCUUUGACUUGGCCACCGGCAAAGCCGAGCAGGAGAAUCACUUCCCCACUAGUAAUCUGGCCUUUCUGGGCCAGAAUGAGCGUAACGUGGCCAUCUUUACUGCUGGCCAGGAGAGCCCCAUCAUUUUGAGGGAUGGUAACGGCACCAUUUAUCCCAUGGCUAAAGACUGUAUGGGUGGAAUACGCGACCCUGAUUGGCUAGACCUCCCGCCAAUUGCCAGCCUAGGCAUGGGAGUUCAUUCACUUGUCAACCUUCCCAGUAACACCACAAUCAAAAAGAAAGCAGCCAUCAUCAUCAUGGCUGUAGAGAAGCAGACGCUGAUGCAGCACGUGCUGCGUUGUGAUUACGAGGCGUGCAGGCAGUACCUGAUCAGUCUGGAGCAGGCCAUGCUGCUGGAGCAAAACCCUCACGCUCUGGACACUCUGCUGGGUCACCGCUGUGACGGCAACCGCAACGUCCUCCACGCCUGUGUCUCCGUCUGCUUCCCCGUCAGCAACAAGGAAACCAAGGAGGAGGAAGAAGCAGAGCGGUCUGAAAGGAACACGUUCGCUGAGAGGCUGUCCGCUGUCGAGGCCAUCGCCAAUGCUAUUUCAGUGGUGUCCAGCAACAGCUCCGGGAACCGCACGGGAUCGUCCAGCAGCCGGGGCUUGCGGUUGAGGGAGAUGAUGAGACGCUCCCUCCGCGCUGCAGGUUUGGGCCGCCACGAAUCUGGCCCUUCCUCCAGCGACCACCAAGACCCUGUUUCACCCCCUAUUGCACCUCCCAGCUGGGUACCAGACCCUCCACCAAUGGAUCCUGACGGUGACAUUGAUUUCAUCCUGGCCCCUGCAGUGGGCUCCCUUACCACGGCUUCCACAGGCACUAACCAGGGACCCAGCACUUCCACCAUCCCAGGACCUUCUUCUGAACCAUCAGUAGUGGAAUCUAAAGACCGGAAGGCCAACGCACACCUGAUUCUGAAGCUAAUGUGUGACAGCGUCGUCCUGCGACCUCACUUAAGAGAGCUGCUCUCUGCCAAGGAUGCUCGUGGGAUGACUCCAUUCAUGUUGGCGGUGAGCGGGAGAGCUUACCCAGCAGCCAUUACUGUUUUAGAAGCAGCACAGAAAAUAGCCAAAGGUGAACUGGGUCUUGGAGAGAAAGAGGAUGCAGCAUCUGUGUUCAUGGAGAUGAUCUGUCCUUCAGGCACAAACCCAGAUGACUCUCCCCUCUACGUCCUGUGCUGUAACGAUACCUGCAGCUUCACCUGGACCGGAGCUGAACACAUCAACCAGACAUCACAGCAGUUGGUCAUUAGACUGAAGCGAACGUCUCCCACUGCAUACUGUGACUGCUGGGAGAAGUGUAAAUGCAAGACCCUCAUCGCGGGCCAGAAAGCAGCUCGUUUAGAUCUGCUCUACAGGCUGCUGACCACCACUAAUCUAGUUACCACUCCUAACAGCAGGGGAGAGCACAUCUUACUAUUCCUGGUGCAGACUGUUGCAAGGCAGAGCGUGGAGCAUUGCCAGUAUCGACCACCUCGCAUUAUGAAUAAUCAUUGUUUACAUUAUCAAUCAUUGGUCUCACUUCAGAACUCAGAUAUGCCGGAUCAUGACCUGGAGCCUCCACGCUUCGCCCAGCUGGCUCUAGAGCGUGUGUUGCAGGACUGGAACGCACUGAAAUCCAUGAUAAUGUUCGGCUCUCAGGAAAACAAAGACCCACUAAGUGCCAGCAGCAGAAUCGCUCACCUUUUGCCAGAAGAGCAGAUGUACCUGAACCAGCAGAGCGGCACCAUCAGGCUGGACUGUUUCACACAUGGCCUUAUCGUCAAGUGUGCACCAGACAUCACUUUUAUUGACACGCUGUUGGGGACCCUGGUGAAGGAGCUGCAGAAUAAAUACACUCCCGGUCGCAGGGAGGAGGCCGUCAUCGUCACACGCAGGUUCCUGCGCUCUGUGGCCCGAGUAUUUGUCAUCCUCAGUGUGGAGAUGGCGUCUUCCAAGAAGAAAAAUAACUUCAUCCCGCAGCCCAUCGGGAAGUGCAGGCGUGUUUUCCAGGCUCUGUUGCCGUACGCGGUGGAAGAGCUCUGCAAUGUGGCCGAGUCCCUGAUCGUGCCGGUGCGGAUCGGCAUCGCUCGCCCUACAGCGCCCUUCACUCUGGCCAGUACCAGCAUCGAUGCUGUACAGGGCAGCGAGGAGCUCUUCUCUGUGGAGCCCCUGCCGCCACGACCCUCCCCGGAUCAGUCCAGCAGCUCCAGUCAGUCAGCCUCUUCUUACAUCAUCAGGAACCCUCAGCCCCGCCGCAGCAGCCAGUCCCAAACGGCCCGUGGCCACGACGAGGAGCAGGAUGAUAUUGUUUCUGCUGACGUAGAAGAGGUAGAGGUUGUGGAGGGCGUUGCAGGUGAGGAGGAUCACCAUGAUGACCAGGAGGAGCAGGGCGAGGAGAACGCAGAGGCCGAAGGGCAGCAUGAUGAGCACGAUGAAGAUGGGAGCGACAUGGAGCUGGAUUUAUUGGCUGCUGCUGAGACCGAGAGUGACAGUGAGAGUAACCAUAGCAACCAAGAUAACGCCAGUGGCCGCAGGAGCGUUGUGACCGCCGCCACCGCUGGAUCUGAAGCAGGUGCCAGCAGCGUUCCUGCUUUCUUCUCCGAGGACGACUCCCAGUCGAAUGACUCCAGUGACUCGGACAGCAGCAGCAGUCAGAGUGAUGAUGUGGAUCAGGAGACUUUCCUGUUGGACGAGCCUCUAGAGAGAACCACGGGCUCAGCGCAUGCUAACAGUGCGGCCCAGGCGCCGCGGUCCAUGCAGUGGGCUGUUCGCACGACACCCAGCCAGCGCUCCGCCGGCGGCGCCCCGUCCAGCUCAUCCACACCUGCUGCGAGCUCCACGGGCCUCAUCUACAUCGAUCCUUCAAACCUGCGACGGAGCAGCGCCAUCAGCACGAGUGCAGCCGCUGCCGCCGCAGCCCUGGAGGCCAGUAACUCCAGCAGCUACCUGACAUCCGCCAGCAGCCUGGCUCGAGCCUACAGCAUCGUCAUCCGGCAGAUCUCCGACCUCAUGAGCCUCAUACCCAAAUACAACCACCUGGUCUACUCGCAGUACCCCGCUGCCGUCAAACUCACCUAUCAGGACGCCGUCAAUCUGCAGAACUUUGUGGAGGAUAAGUUAAUCCCCACCUGGAACUGGAUGGUGUCCAUCAUGGAUUCCACUGAAGCGCAGCUGCGUUACGGCUCCGCUCUGUCAUCAGCCGGGGAUCCUGGUCACCCGAGCCACCCACUGCACGCUUCACAGCACACAGGCCGCAGGGAGCGCAUGACCGCGCGAGAGGAGGCCAGUCUCCGCACCCUUGAAGGUCGAAGACGCGCUGCAACACUUUUGACGGCUCGUCAGGGGAUGAUGUCGGCUCGAGGAGACUUCCUGAACUACGCUCUGUCUCUGAUGCGUUCCCAUAAUGAUGAGCAUUCGGACGUUCUGCCUGUGCUGGAUGUGUGUUCGCUCAAACACGUGGCGUACGUCUUCCAGGCCCUCAUCUACUGGAUUAAAGCCAUGAAUCUGCAGACAACACUCGACACCACUCAGAUUGACAGGAAGAGGAAUCGUGAGCUGCUGGAGCUCGGCCUGGACAAUGAGGACUCUGAGCACGAGAACGAUGAGGACACCAAUCAGAGCUCCACCCUGCAGGACAAGGACGAAGAGUCGGUCCCUGCUGAGACUGGACAACACCAUCCGUUUUUCCGCCGCUCUGACUCCAUGACUUUCCUGGGAUGCAUCCCUCCCAACCCUUUCGAUGUGCCCCUCGCUGAGGCCAUUCCUCUGGCUGACCAGCCGCAUCUCCUGCAGCCCAAUGCCAGAAAAGAGGACUUGUUUGGACGACCAAGUCAGGGUCUGUAUUCGUCUUCGUACAUGGCCAGUAAAGGCCUGACGGAUCUGACUGUGGACAUGAAUUGCUUGCAGAUUCUGCCCACAAAGAUGUCGUAUUCGGCGAACAUGAAGAACGUGAUGAGUAUGGAGUCUCGGCAGAGGGGUGGCGAGGGGCAGCCGGCUGCGCAGCAGGAUAUGGAUGCAUCCAAACCAGGCCCUUCGCCUCACGAUCUGGCGGCCCAGUUAAAGAGCAGCCUUCUCGCAGAGAUUGGUUUGACAGAGAGCGACGGCCCGCCGCUUCCCACAUUUAUUCCACACUGUAGCUUUAUGGGGAUGGUGAUCUCUCACGACAUGCUGCUGGGCCGCUGGCGGCUUUCUCUGGAGCUGUUCGGCCGUGUCUUCAUGGAGGACGUGGGAGCAGAACCGGGAUCUAUCCUGACUGAACUGGGUGGUUUCGAGGUGAAGGAGUCCAAGUUCCGGCGUGAGAUGGAGAAGCUGAGGAACCUGCAGUCACGUGAUCUGGCCCUGGAGGUGGACCGUGAUCGAGAGCAGCUCAUCCAGCAGACAAUGCGCCAGAUCAACGCUCACUUCGGCCGCCGCUGCACCACUACACCUAUGGCGGUGCACCGCGUGAAAGUGACUUUCAAGGAUGAACCUGGAGAGGGCAGCGGAGUGGCGCGGAGCUUUUACACGGCUAUCGCACAGGCCUUCCUCUCCAACGACAAGCUGCCCAAUCUGGACUGCGUACAGAGUGUUAGCAAGGGAAUGCAGGCUAGCAAUCUUAUGCAGCGGCUGAGGAACCGAGACCGUGAGCGUGAGAGGAGGAGCGGAGGACUGAGAGCUGCAUCCAGACGAGACCGUGACAGGGAUUCGAGGAGACAGCUGUCGAUCGACACACGGCCGUUCAGACCUGCAUCAGAAGGGAACCCGAGUGAUGAACCGGAGCCGCUGCCGGCUCACAGACAAGCUCUAGGAGAGAGACUUUACCCGCGAGUGCACGCCAUGCAGCCGGCAUUUGCCAGUAAAAUCACAGGCAUGCUGCUGGAGCUCUCUCCCGCUCAGCUGCUGCUGCUCCUGGCCAGUGAGGACUCGCUCAGAGCCCGUGUGGAAGAGGCCAUGGAGCUCCUCAUAACUCACGGAAGGGAAAAUGGCGCUGACAGUAUACUGGACCUUGGCCUCCUCGACACUCCUGAGAAAGCACAGCAGGAGAACCGAAAGAGGCACGGUUCGACCCGCAGUGUGGUUGACAUGGAGCUGGACGACCCAGAGGAUGGAGACGAUAACGCUCCUCUGUUCUACCAACCCGGCAAGAGGGGUUUUUACUCGCCCCGUCCAGGCAAGAACACAGAGGCCAGGCUCAACUGCUUCCGUAACAUCGGCAGGAUACUUGGCUUAUGUCUGUUGCAGAAUGAACUUUGCCCCAUCACACUCAACAGACACGUCAUCAAGGUGUUGCUCGGCAGGAAGGUGAACUGGCACGACUUUGCGUUCUUCGACCCGGUGAUGUACGAGAGUUUGCGGCAGCUGAUUCGUCACUCUCAAACCGAGGAGGCGGAGGCCGUGUUUGCAGCGAUGGACCUUGCCUUCGCUAUCGACCUCUGCAAGGAGGAAGGAUCUGGACAGGUGGAGCUCCUGGUUGGCGGGGUCAACAUGCCUGUGACGCCUCUGAACGUGUACGAGUACGUGAGGAGAUACGCGGAGCACCGGAUGCUGGUGGUGGCAGAACAGCCUCUGCAUGCCAUGCGGAAGGGUCUUCUGGAUGUGCUUCCAAAGAACGCUCUGGAGGACCUGACGGCUGAGGACUUCAGACUGCUGGUCAACGGCUGUGGAGAAGUCAACGUCCAGAUGCUCAUUAGUUUCACCUCUUUCAAUGAUGAGUCAGGUGAGAAUGCAGAGAAGCUGCUGCAGUUCAAGCGCUGGUUCUGGUCCAUCGUUGAGAAGAUGAGCAUGACAGAGCGCCAGGACCUGGUAAAAACGUCUCCUUUUUCCUCUACUUAAUAUUAGGGCUGGGACAAUAAAUCGAUGCAUCGUGAAUCGAGCAAUUGUUCUGCAUCGAUUCUGAGAU
Molecule: messenger RNA, 8370 nt
Organism: Sinocyclocheilus rhinocerous
Lineage: Eukaryota; Metazoa; Chordata; Actinopteri; Cypriniformes; Cyprinidae
Product: E3 ubiquitin-protein ligase UBR5-like
Exons: 56
Coding region: 195-8303 (2702 amino acids)
Biological process (GO): positive regulation of canonical Wnt signaling pathway; protein polyubiquitination
Cellular component (GO): cytoplasm; nucleus
Molecular function (GO): zinc ion binding; ubiquitin binding; ubiquitin-ubiquitin ligase activity
Source: RefSeq, a predicted model, not a curated record